Messenger RNA from Anolis sagrei ordinatus, 2137 nucleotides. It is a transcript of the gene CACNG4, whose product is annotated as calcium voltage-gated channel auxiliary subunit gamma 4. Lineage: Eukaryota; Metazoa; Chordata; Lepidosauria; Squamata; Anolidae. The record is from RefSeq and is a predicted model, not a curated record. Gene Ontology annotation, molecular function: voltage-gated calcium channel activity; channel regulator activity. Gene Ontology annotation, biological process: regulation of AMPA receptor activity; calcium ion transmembrane transport; neurotransmitter receptor internalization. Gene Ontology annotation, cellular component: postsynaptic density membrane; AMPA glutamate receptor complex; voltage-gated calcium channel complex.
AGAAGAGGAGGAGGGGAAGGAGAGGAGGAGAAGAGGCGGAGGAGAAGAGGAGAAGGAGGAAGGCGACUGGCUUCUCUGCUUGGCCCCUUUGCCUCUCUCUCUCUCUCUCUCCCGCCCCUCCCUUCCUCGCAGCCCCUUUCUUUCCCGCCUCUUUCCUUCCUCCUUCCUUCCUUCCUUCCUUUCCCUUUCUCCUGCCUGAUGGAAGGGAAGCGCUGUCCUCGGGCUUCCCCCUCUCGCUCCCUUCUUCCUCCUCCUGCUUCCUCCCGGAGCCGGCCGUGUGGAGCAUGAAGCACCAUGGUGUGGUGCGACCGUGGGGUCCAGAUGCUGCUGACCACGGCGGGCGCCUUCGCCGCCUUCAGCCUCAUGACCAUCGCCAUCGGGACGGACUACUGGCUCUACUCCAGCGCCAACAUCUGCAACGGGACCAACGUCACCGCCCCGGACGAGAGCAGCGCCCAGGCCCAGCCCAAGAAGCCCAAGGGGGACCUCACCCACUCGGGACUCUGGAGGGUCUGCUGCAUCGAAGGGAUAUAUAGAGGGCAUUGUUUUCGGAUCAACCACUUUCCUGAAGACAAUGACUACGACCAUGAUAGCUCAGAAUAUCUUCUCCGCAUUGUCCGUGCCUCCAGUGUAUUUCCUAUCCUAAGCACAAUAUUACUCUUACUUGGAGGGCUCUGCAUUGGAGCGGGCAGGAUUUACAGCAGCAAGAACAACAUCAUCCUCAGCGCUGGGAUCCUUUUUGUUGCAGCAGGUUUAAGUAACAUAAUUGGGAUAAUCGUCUACAUAUCCAGCAACGCAGGUGAUCCUAGUGACAAACGGGACGAGGACAAAAAGAACCAAUACAAUUAUGGCUGGUCUUUUUAUUUUGGAGCGUUGUCUUUCAUUGUGGCAGAAACAGUUGGAGUUCUAGCUGUGAACAUUUAUAUUGAAAAAAACAAGGAACUGCGGUUUAAAACCAAGAGGGAAUUCCUCAAGACUUCUUCUUCUUCUCCAUAUGCCAGAAUGCCGAGCUAUAGGUAUAGGAGGAGGAGGUCCAGAUCAAGUUCUCGGUCCACGGAGCCUUCUCCAUCCAGGGAUGUUUCUCCACUGGGCCUGAAAAUGGCCGGCUCCAUCCCCAUGAAUGAAUUCUCCAUGUACACGCUCUCCAGGGAACCCUUAAAAGUUACCACUGCUCCAAGUUACAAUAUGGAACAAGAUGCUGGUUUUCUUCAAGUCCACAAUUUCCUUCAAAAGGAAUUCAAGGAAGGACUUCAUAUCAACAUGGUCAACAGGAGAACCACGCCCGUCUGAAGAGAUUGGCUGUCUCUUUAAUUAAAAAAUGACACAAAAUUCAGAUCUUUUAUAUAUGACGAGGGGGAGGGCUGAAAAACAAUCUUGCAUACCUCAAGAUAAAAUCACAGCAAGAGGUUGCAAACAGAGAUACUGAAAUAGUGAAAUAACCUAACACUGCUGAACUAUACAUUUCUAGCUGGUUUUUAUAAGCUCUUUUGAAAAUUUGUUUAAUUCAGAUUCUCAGUGUCUCACACACGCAUAUACAAGAAAUUGAAAUCAGCAGCUCAUAUCCCAGCACUUUUGUAGUACGUGUAGUGUAACGUGUGACAAUGGAAACAUUUUAGCUGAGGUAGGUUUUUAAAAAUUUCAAUGUGGGCUUUUUCUUUCAUCCUUUCUUUCUUUCUAUAAUGCUGUCCCUUGAUGCAAACCCAAACCAGUCACAUACGUUCCUUUUUCCUUUGAGCUGAACAAAGAGGGAGUAGACCUUUCUGUAGAAACAACCACCUCUUCUUAAAGAAAAAGGCAAACUAUCGGGAACGGUAGUGGAUCGUUUCGUUCUGGAAGACUCGCAUUCUGCAGACUCUUGGAAUGGAAUCGGGAAAGCAAUGAUUUGCGUGAAUCAUGGUUCUACUAUUGGGACUUGUGCACACUGUAAAGAGACGUAUAGUCUGGGUACUUAAUGAAACUGUUUAUCUCUAUAUGGAAUCCUUGUUUAGUGAGAGACCCAAGUGAUGUUUGACUCAGUUGUUCUGUUAUGGGGAACAUUUUGCUCUCCUGCCCCAUAAGCCUGUUCAGUGUCAUUACAUUUUCAAUAAUACUUUGGUCUGUAUACCACUUGAGUAAAUAACAUUUUAAGAUAAAAGAA